CCCUUCCAGACACUGCAUGCUACGGCUUUCUUAGCUUAUGCAUUAGAACUUCUUUUUCAGCACAUAGACGCCCUGCCGUCCUCACUUGUAUAUCUUUUAUUCCAACCAACCAACCAACCAACCAACCAACCAGCUCUGCGAUCUUCUCUGAAGAAGAUCAAUUCUAUUGCCUGUCCACGCAUCUGCCCCGAGCUUAACUGGACCCCCACCAAACCCUAGUCGAUCUUGUCCAGCCUCCUCCAAGAUGGGUCAUGUUGGUGAUCACAUGCAUUCAUUGAACGGACUCGAAGAGGGUUACGUCCACAACAGGGCCAACCCACUACCUGGACCGGAUCACGACUACAUUGAUCGAAAUAUACCUCCACCCGAUCAACGUCCACCAGCACUGGGAUACAUGCCUUUACCUGAGCCCCGCACAGAGCUCUCCCAAAGCUUCUCCCCAGACUCAUAUCAUUUUACGGAUAGAAGAACAGAGAGAAAAACAGACAGGUCCUCCACUGGAAGGCCGCUCAGCCUGCGCACCAUGACCAACACUACAUCAAUGCCCGAAUAUACAUACCUCGACCGUGCCAACACCGAUUCACCAUCUCAACGAGCGCAUUCGAUCCACGCGAUAGGGGCCGUCCCGCCAUCUCUUUAUCCUCUCUUGCGCCCUGAUGGAACGCCAGAGGAACCAUCAUCUUCUUCCCGGACGGAUCGCCUUCCCGGAUUCCAUCAACUAAGCCAGAUCGCCGACAGCGCAGCGGAAGCAAGUGAUCCAAGACCAACUGGAUUACCAAACCUAUCUACGUAUUCUGGUCAGAUAAUCGCCCAGACCGCGUCGACUUCACAUCCACACUUCCCACCAUCGCAGAAAUCCAGUCCGUCGACUAACUUCAUGUUACUUGGGCACGCAUCGCCUACAAACACCCGGACCGACGAUACAUAUGUAAACUCGCACUCGCCAGCUUCCUUCUCUGCUCCAAACAACUUUGAUUCAAGACGUAAGUCGGCUCAAAAUGGUCGACCCCCACCAUUCAUUCCAUCGAUGUCUUCUAUUGGGACCACAUCUUCCACAGAUACUAUGGUUAGUCUCCAGAGCCACCAAAGCUCUGAAGCUGGAGGAUACAGCACGAAUCACACGACAUCACUGGAGUCUACACCGUCAUCUCUGGACGGAACGCCGAAAACAUCGGGAGUUCCACGUUUACAAUCAUCGACAUCCGCAUCUGCAGGAUUCCCUUGCGAGUAUCCUGGCUGCACCGCACCUCCUUUCCAAACGCAAUACCUUCUCAACUCGCACGCAAACGUGCACAGUUCAAGUCGCCCGCACUACUGUCCUGUUAAAGGCUGCCCAAGAGGCGAGGGCGGUAAGGGGUUCAAACGCAAGAACGAGAUGAUCCGUCAUGGACUAGUUCACGACAGCCCAGGCUAUGUGUGCCCAUUCUGUCCCUUGCGGGAACACAAAUACCCCCGCCCGGAUAAUCUCCAGAGGUAAAGUGCAUCAAUCAGGAGAUUUCUUGCGUUGACUAAUUUGGGUUCCUACAGACACGUCCGUGUCCACCAUGUGGAUAAGGACAAGGAUGAUCCUUUACUUCGAGAAGUUCUGGCCCAGCGACCCGAAGGUGGU
Molecule: messenger RNA, 1609 nt
Organism: Aureobasidium pullulans EXF-150
Lineage: Eukaryota; Fungi; Ascomycota; Dothideomycetes; Dothideales; Saccotheciaceae
Exons: 2
Coding region: 245-1477 (410 amino acids)
Source: RefSeq, a predicted model, not a curated record